Molecule: messenger RNA, 4490 nt
Organism: Myotis daubentonii (Daubenton's bat)
Lineage: Eukaryota; Metazoa; Chordata; Mammalia; Chiroptera; Vespertilionidae
Gene: FOXG1
Product: forkhead box G1
Exons: 2
Coding region: 1558-3030 (490 amino acids)
Biological process (GO): regulation of transcription by RNA polymerase II
Cellular component (GO): nucleus
Molecular function (GO): sequence-specific double-stranded DNA binding; DNA-binding transcription factor activity
Source: RefSeq, a predicted model, not a curated record
CGCACCUCCCAGCCCCAGUGCCCAGGAGGCUGGGAUGGUGGGGGGCACACUCCCGAAGCUCCUAGGCGCCUUCCAGCAGCAUGAAGAGGGGGAAAGGGCUGCUUCAGCACGCGGUUAUUUCGGGGUGAAGGCUCGCCCCAAUGAAAAGCAUGUCAGAAAAGGAAAGAGAAGAGUGAAAAUAGGAAGGCUUUAAAAAAACCGGAAAGAAAUAGACGCCCAUCCUUAUUUUCCCUCCAAUGUCAACAAGCGAAAUGAAAACAUUUCCAGGGUGAUCGCAAGCGCCUACUCGCUUCCCAGCCGGAUCAGAAGCGGAGGAGACGCUGGAGCGGCGAGGAGACGGCGACGAGUCACCCGGCGCGUGAGCGACGGCCCGGAGCCGGACGGAAGGGGAAGGAAGAGACGCACGGGCAGAGCGUGUGUUACCUGGUUUAUUUCGAGACGGGCAUGGCCUUCUCCCUGCACAUCCCGCACUGCAGAAGGCCAUCCUAGGCGCCCGCCACUGCGCCGCCCCCGCCCGCCGCCGCGCCGCGAGCCCCCGGCCCGGCUUCCCGGCGGCGCGCGACCCCAGCCCCGAGCUCGCCGCCGCCCAGGCCGCAGGAACCAAGUAAGUAACCCCGGCUUCGCCCCGCGCGCCGGACCCUUCCCCCGCCUCAUCCCACCGCUUCCAAGCCUCGCCAGGCCCUCCUCCCGCGAAGGUGCGGGGCACCCCUCCCCGCGCCAGGGGAGGACCUUCCCUCCGCCGCCCGCCAGCGCCUCGGAGGGCGGUCCCCCCGGGGGCACCCAGUCCUAAGGGCUCGGGGAGGCCUGGCCGGCCUGCAGCCCGACGGGGGAAGUAGUGCCCAGCCGCGCCUCUCCUCCUGCGCCUCCAUUUCCUGCCCUUUCCAUCCGUCCUCUCCCCGCUCUCCCACGCUUCCCUCCGCCGCCGCCGCCCCCGCUAUUAAAAAUAAAACCGGAUACAAACUUUAAUCAAUAAGGACAAAUACUGACGCUCAAACGAAAAGGACCCAAUGCGGUGCGGAGGGAGGCGGCAUCCCGAGUGUGCGCCUGUAGCUCGGAAAAUUAAUUGUGGCUAUAGCCGCCUCGAUCGCUGUCUCCCCAGCUCGCCGCGGCCGCUCCGGGACGCGCCCGCCCGCCGCCCGGCUCUCCCCCCCUUUGGGCUGCUGCUGCUGCUGUGACUGCUGCUGGGCGAGGAGGAGGAGGAGGAGGAAGCAGCAGGGGGGGGGGGAGCGGGGGGUGGGGGGGAGACCUAGAAGUAGAGUUGGGAGCGAGGGAGCUUCACCCCCGGGGCGGUGGUGGUUUCUUUUUUUCUCUUUCUUUUUUCCUUUUCCUUUUUUUUUUUCCCCUUCUAAUUCCUGAGGGGUGGUUGCUGCUGGUGCUACAUGACUUGCCAGCGCCGGAGCCUGCGGUCCAACUGCGCUGCUGCCGGAGCGCUCAGUGCCGCCGCCGCCGCCCGCGCCGCCCGCGCCCCGCUCGACACCCACCGGUCGCCGCCGCCCGCCGCGCCGCUGCCCCGCUCCCGCGCCGCCGCCGCCGCCGCUGCCCCUCGACGCCUGGGUGAUGCUGGACAUGGGAGAUAGGAAAGAGGUGAAAAUGAUCCCCAAGUCCUCGUUCAGCAUCAACAGCCUGGUGCCGGAGGCCGUCCAGAACGACAACCACCACGCGAGCCACGGCCACCACAACAGCCACCACCCGCAGCACCACCACCACCACCACCACCAUCACCACCACCCGCCGCCGCCGGCGCCGCAACCGCCGCCGCAGCAACAGCCGCCGCCGCCGCCGCCGCCGCCCCAGGCCCCGCAGCCCCCCCAGGCGCGGGGCGCCCCGGGACCCGACGACGACAAGGGCCCCCAGUCGCUGCUGCUGCCGCCGCCGCCGCCGCCGCCGCCCUCGGCCGCCGCCCUGGACGGGGCCAAAGCGGACGGCCUGGGCGGCAAGGGCGAGCCGGGCGGCGGCGGCUCUGGGGAGCUGGCGCCCGUCGGGCCGGACGAGAAGGAGAAGGGCGCGGGCGCCGGGGGGGAGGAGAAGAAGGGGGCGGGCGAGGGCGGCAAGGACGGGGAGGGGGGCAAGGAGGGCGAGAAGAAGAACGGCAAGUACGAGAAGCCGCCCUUCAGCUACAACGCGCUCAUCAUGAUGGCCAUCCGGCAGAGCCCCGAGAAGCGGCUCACGCUCAACGGCAUCUACGAGUUCAUCAUGAAGAACUUCCCCUACUACCGGGAGAACAAGCAGGGCUGGCAGAACUCCAUCCGCCACAACCUGUCGCUCAACAAGUGCUUCGUGAAGGUGCCGCGCCACUACGACGACCCGGGCAAGGGCAACUACUGGAUGCUGGACCCGUCGAGCGACGACGUGUUCAUCGGCGGCACCACGGGCAAGCUGCGCCGCCGCUCCACCACGUCGCGGGCCAAGCUGGCCUUCAAGCGCGGGGCGCGCCUCACCUCCACCGGCCUCACCUUCAUGGACCGCGCCGGCUCCCUCUACUGGCCCAUGUCGCCCUUCCUGUCCCUGCACCACCCCCGCGCCAGCAGCACUUUGAGCUACAACGGCACCGCGUCGGCCUACCCGAGCCACCCGAUGCCCUACAGCUCCGUGUUGACGCAGAACUCGCUGGGCAACAACCACUCCUUCUCCACGGCCAACGGGCUGAGCGUGGACCGGCUGGUCAACGGGGAGAUCCCGUACGCCACGCACCACCUGACGGCCGCCGCGCUCGCCGCCUCGGUGCCCUGCGGGCUGUCGGUGCCCUGCUCCGGGACCUACUCCCUCAACCCCUGCUCGGUCAACCUGCUCGCGGGCCAGACCAGUUACUUUUUCCCCCACGUCCCGCACCCGUCCAUGACCUCGCAGAGCAGCACGUCCAUGGGCGCCCGGGCCGCGUCCUCGUCCACGUCGCCGCAGGCGCCCUCCACCCUGCCCUGCGAGUCCCUCAGACCCUCGCUGCCGAGCUUCACGACGGGACUGUCCGGGGGACUGUCCGAUUAUUUCACACAUCAGAACCAGGGGUCUUCCUCCAACCCUUUAAUACAUUAACGUCCCCGGGACCAGACUGUAAGUGAACGUUUUACACACAUUUGCAUUGUAAAUGAUAAUUAAAAGAAAAAAUAAGUCCAGGUAUUUUUUAUUAAGCGACCCCUCCCCCUCCAACCCCUCCUCCCCCCUCCCCCGCCAUUUCUGUACGUUUGUUCAGUCUUUAGGGUUGUUGAUUAUUCUAACAAGGUGUGGAGUGUCAGCGAGGUGCAAUGUGGGGAGCAUACAUUGUAGAAUAUGAAGUUUGGAAGUCAAAAUUAUAGUAGAACGUGUAUCUAAAUAGUGACUGCUUUGCCAUUUCAUUCAAACCUGACAAGUCUCAGAGCCGCCAGAUGUCCAUGUGUGCAGUAUUAUAAGUUAUCAUGGACCUACAUGGUGGACGCAGACCUUGAGAACAACCUAAAUUAUGGGGAGAGUUUUUAAAUGUUAAACUGUAAUUUGUAUUUAAGAAGCAUUCGUAGUAAAGGUGCCCAAGAAAUUAUUUUGGCCGUUUAUUGUUUUGUCCUUUUCUUUUUAAAACUGUUUUUUUUUUCCUUUUGUUUACUUUUAGACCAAAGAUUGGGUUCUAGAAAAUGCACUUGGUAUACUAAGUAUUAAAAAAAAAAAAAAGAAAGUUGUUUCAGUUGGCAGCACUGCCCAUUCAAAUGAAUUGGAAGGGGACAAAAUUAAUGAUUGCCUUCAGUUUGUGUUGUGUAUAUUUUGAUGUAUGUGGUCACUAACAGGUCACUUUUAUUUUUUCUAAAUGUAGUGAAAUGUUAAUACCUAUUGUACUUAUAGGUAAACCUUGCAAAUAUGUAACCUGUGUUGCGCAAAUGCCGCAUAAAUUUGAGUGAUUGUUAAUGUUGUCUUAAAAUUUGAUUGUGAUACUGUGGUCAUAUGCCCGUGUUUGUCACUUACAAAAAUGUUUACUAUGAACACACAGAAAUAAAAAAUAGGCUAAAUUCAUAUAUAACUUGAUACUUUUGUCUCUUUUAUUAACUAGAGAGCUAAGUUCUAGAGAAUUCAAAGGCUUUUUCAGCCAAAUAAAAUUUAAAAGCUCCUUUCAUUUGAACUGAGACUUUAAAUGAAAAGAGUAUUUUUUUCCAUUAUGGAAUCAAAUUUUACAAAGGAGCAGGCUAUUUAAUAAACACUAGCUUUAAACAAAGUAUAGGCUUUUCAGCUGAUAUUUUUAAGUUUCUGCAGAUGUACUCAAAAAGAGAUAAAUUUAAUGUGCAUAGUUAUUUACCCUGUGUUUAUUUUCAAAUCAGUCAAUAGAAUGCUUACUUUUUAUAUAUUUUGUUUCAGGUAUCUUGUUUAUACCACUUGGCAAACUAUAAAUAAAUGUAUGUGGUUAGAUCUAAGUGAAUAUAAUGCACACAAUAUGUAAUAUAUAUAGACACACAGAGCCCUUCAGUUCAGGUAAAAUUUGCGCUAUGAAUGCUGCAAAUAUUUUUGUUUAAAUAUUUGUAUUUAUACUAAGUCAG